Molecule: messenger RNA, 1363 nt
Organism: Sesamum indicum (sesame)
Lineage: Eukaryota; Viridiplantae; Streptophyta; Magnoliopsida; Lamiales; Pedaliaceae
Source: RefSeq, a predicted model, not a curated record
CACUUUCUCUCCCCUCUCACUCCCUUGAUUAUGACGAUGGACAGGAAAUUAACCCGAAAACCCAGAAAAACAAAGCGAAAAGAUUCUAUAAUUGUAUUAUUUGGGGCAGUAAUUUCAAGCAUCUCCAUAGUUGCUUUGGGUACUGUCUUUAGACUCUUUACCAUUCGGGUCGACCCAACAACCAGUCUUUUGUCCCAUCCAUGACCAGAAUGUGUUCUAGUUGAAUUGCAAAACUUGAUGAUUGGGGACACAACACUGUCCGAGCAUCUACACAAGCUGGUUGGCGUAAAAUCAGAGCAAGAGCUUGAAAACUUGCUCCAGCUGCUAUGGCGGACCCGCAAAACGGGUCUAUCCGACCCACAAAAGUCUUUCCUCCAGUCCCUUCUGAAGCUCCAUUCGCUCGGGGAUCUCGAACUGGUUUUGGCAUCCCUUCGUUGGGUUAUUCGAAGUUGUGUACAGAAGAACUUAGAAGGUGACAAUAUUAUGAAGCUUCUUCCACCUGAUCUUCCUCUGGAACUGCAUAGUAUGCUUCUAAUAACAUUGCAGAAACAUCAGAGACAGUGGAAGGGGGAGCUUUCGCAAGAACAGCCCGUAUUGGGACAGACUAGAUUCUCGCAUCAGGCUAAUGCUGCCCUCUCAGCGCCAUCAUCAUUGUUUCCCUCUUUAGAGGUUUCUCGCUCGUUGUUGUCACUGCAAGUUCAUCCACUUCCCCAACUUAACGGUCCUAAUCUCAGAGGUCCAACACCAACCACUGCCGAAAGAAAUGUGAUGUGUUUUCCAGAGUUAACUCUUCAAAAUGAUGUCGUCCCUCCUGAAAUGCUGGGAGUCCUUCCGCGCGUGAAAUCAAUGACUUGGACUGUGGAGAAUAAGAGUGUCACACCAGCCAAUCGAGUGGCAAUUAUUACUCUUAAGCUGCAAGACUAUACCAAGUCUCCAACGAACGAGAUGGAAAUGAAGUUUCAACUCACCAAAGAUACACUUGAGGCGGUGUUGAGAUCAAUGGCCUACAUCAAUGAACAACUAUCAAGACUCGUAAGCAUUUUAUUCCUUAAUUUCAUGGUUGGAUCGUCUUCUGGGCCAUUGCAGAAGAAGCAAAGACAAUAGCCGGUCGUUUCUGCGAUGCUUGUUAUUUAUGUCUGAGAAACAAUCAAUAGUUUAUGAGUUGGCGCAGUUCACAUGAUAAACGAAAUUUCGGUUGAUUGUUAUCGUUCUGCAUACGUUGUGCCGUGCGCGGAUACAAAGUUGCGUUGAUCGUCAUUCGUGGAUCGAUAUCACUGUGUAAACUUGAUCUUUUCUAUUAAAGAUUUAAAUAAAAAAUGCUGAUGCUAGUAGUAAAAUUCCCUCCCCCUUCUUAUGAUAUUAA